Ornithodoros turicata is the source of this 855-nucleotide messenger RNA. RefSeq lists its product as uncharacterized. The transcript has a single exon. The coding region runs from base 1 to 855 and encodes 284 amino acids. The record is from RefSeq and is a predicted model, not a curated record. Lineage: Eukaryota; Metazoa; Arthropoda; Arachnida; Ixodida; Argasidae. Gene Ontology annotation, molecular function: nucleic acid binding; zinc ion binding.
AUGGCCGACCUUCAUAGCGGUAUCGGUCAUCAGCAAGGAGCUGGUGAUCCUUUUACCCUGGUGACAUACAAGAAGAAUAGUCCACAAGGUAGUCCUUUUGUGUUUAAGCCUGUUGGACAAGAUUGUUCCUUUUGGAGGGUGAACCCAAAUGCAAUUGCGAAAGACAUCCUAUCUGCUGCUCAGGAACCUAUCCUACGCCAUCAGGUAAAUAAUGAUGGCUCCAUGUGUAUCUUUGUGAAAACCGAGGGUGCAGUCUCUAAUCUUCUUGACCUUCGGUCUGUCGCCAGCAUUGAUGUUACCGUUGUCAUCCCAACGUCGAAUGUCACGAAUCAAGGGAAAAUCACCGAUGUGCCGCUGGCGUACUCAAAUCAAGACCUCGCCGCCGAUUUGGAAUCAGAGGGUGUUCUAUCGGCUCGGAGUCAAGUGCGUCAUGUCUCCACUGAAGAAGGGUCUGACAGGUACAUUCCCUUGAAGAGUGUCAUACUCACGUUUCGGCCCACACAGAAGCUACCCCAAGAAGUCCAUCUGGGAUUCUCCAUCCACAAGGUACGCGAGUACGUGGAAGGUCCACUGCAAUGUUUCCUUUGCCAAAGGUUUGGCCACCUUGCCCGUAACUGCCGUUGGCCUCAACGUUGUAAAGUUUGCUCUGGCCCACACCAUGUGAAGGACUGCACAACUCGUCGUCAACCCAAAUGUGCCAACUGUGGGGGCCCUCAUAUCGUCUCCCAUUCCCAAUGCCCUCAUAAGCGUUCAGCAAUACGACGUUUUCAAGCAACCCCCCGCAACCCCCGCAGCAACCUAGCUGGUCUGGAACAGGUGUCACCAACGCCCGUGUCACUUAUGCUGGUGCUGUAA